GGGGCGGAGCACUAUUCUCGGCGAAUUAAUGUUACUUACAGUGAAAGUGAAAAUAAACAGCGCAUUUUGAAUUAAUUUUAAAUUCUACAUUAAAUUUGCACAUGCAAAAUGAGAUGCGAAAUUUUUAUUAAAGAGCUGGAUGGGAAAACAAGAUCAGUAUGUGUGAAUUCAGAAGAGGAACUGAAGAACACGACUGUUGAAGAGUUCAUCAGAAGACUCUGUCCCGAGGAAGACUUGAAAAAAUUCAUAUACAUCUUUAAUGGCCAAGUUCUGGAGGAUGAUUCUACACUUGCUUUUUAUGGCAUGAAACAGUUUUGUACUGUUAUUAAGAGGAUUCGUCUACGUGGUGGAGCCCCACCAGCUGAAGAUGGAGGAGAAGGAAUGCCCAGGAAUGCAUCUAUGGACAGAUUAACUGCAAUGCAGCAGACUGAGCCUGAACCCAAUCGAUAAUGUUGCAUGAUGUAGUUCAGUGCAUUUCAGUGCAGCCUCGUUUAAAUCCACAUACAUUUAUACUGUGGGCUGAUCAGUGUGAUCAUUUACUGCCAUAAAAUACACCAUCACACGAUUUCUUCUGAUUUCAGCCUUUAAAGUAAAAUAUUUCAUGACACCAUGAAAAGUGGACUAUCAAAAUAAAGUGUUACUGAGAAUUUGUAUGUAACGUAAUAUACAGAGUGAAAAGAAAAGUUUCUGAGAUGAAGCCAGUUAAUAAUUUAUUAUGAAACAUUAUGAACAUUGUGAUUUUUUUUAUUUUUAUAAUAACAUUCACUGAUCAAUAUCAGUAAGACCAGGAACGUUUCCUAUUUUUCGUAUGUGCAUAAGGCAUCCAUUAUAAAUUAUCUUGUGUCACAAAACAUUGUACUUUAAGAGGCUAAAAUCAGAACAUAAUAUGUGAUAUUGAAUUUUAAAUUUGAAUGAAAUACGUACAACAUAUGAACAACAGUGUUUAAAAUGAUUUAAAGUCUCCGUUUAUAGUCUUAAAACAGACUCUUCAUGUUGUCACGCAAAACAAAACCUUGUUUUCUCUAGCAGUGCUUUUAUAUUCAGGACACUUCAGUGAACUCUGCUCUUAAAGUAAAACAUAUAUUGCAUUAUAUUGAAUUAUCUUGUCAUUUUUUUAUAGCUGUUACACAAACUAAAACAAAGUGUUUAGGGCAACUUCUCAAAAUCAGACGUUGUUUUAUAUGAUUUUAUACAAUUUACGGCAUGUUGGUCAAAACAUUGACUUGUUUAAAUUUUUCCUGAGUUUUGUGUUUUAUAAUUAUUUUAUUGUUUAUAUUUAACACAUAUAACAGCUGAAAACUCAUCUCUUUCGACACUAUUUGACUUCAUCCUAAAUUUAAAAAAAUUAAAUUUAUUUUAUUUAUUUA
Messenger RNA from Onychostoma macrolepis, 1367 nucleotides. Its product is annotated as ubiquitin-like protein ISG15. The transcript is spliced from 3 exons. The record is from RefSeq and is a predicted model, not a curated record. Gene Ontology annotation, molecular function: protein binding. Bases 109 to 450 code for a protein of 113 amino acids. NCBI's taxonomy places the organism in Eukaryota, Metazoa, Chordata, Actinopteri, Cypriniformes, Cyprinidae.